AUGACGGAUAGGGACUCCGUUGAUUCAGAUAGCGGUAGUUUUUCCGCCAUUAAGACAGGGAAAUGCGAUGUCCGUCCCUUCACACCAAGCGGGAAAUUAUUUCAGAUGACAGUGAUGUUAACGCUUCCACUGGUGCCUAUGGCAUUCCUGCUGGUACAGACUAGUUUUAGUUUGCAUAGCACUAUGAGCACUGAAGAAACUGCACGCAAAACCCAGAACCACAUUGAAGAAAGCGUACUGGUGAGUGAUCUAAUAUACUCCUUACAAAGAGAGAGGGGUUUAUCUGCGUUUUACAAGAGACGGGCUGAAUCCCCUUCUCUUUCCCGUCUAUAUGAAGCAUAUGCGAAGACAGAUUUGUUGGUGAAUUCUAUACCAGUUUGGUUUCAUAAACAUGACACGACAAAUCCAGACUUUCGAACCAAAGAAGAGUUUGCCUUAUUUCUUAUGCGAUCUAGAAAUAGUAUGGACGAUGACAAUAUUUCAGCAAAUCAACUUUUCGAAUCUUACACUGAAGCAAUUGACGGGUUUAUACAGUGGUUGACAACACAUGUCGAGAGUGCGGGCAACGCCGAUACUUGGAGGGCUCUAAUGGCUUAUCAACUCAUGGUUAAAUGUUCAGAGAUGGCGAGUCAGGGAAGAGGACUUGGAAGUCAGUUUUACUCACAACCAGGCCUGUCCGGAACGCAGCACAUACAGUUUCUGCAAGUUCAUGCUCUUGAACUUGAUCACUUGAACACUGUGUUUCGAUAUACAUUUGAAAUGCAGAACGUGUACACUAAUUUUAGUCGAUAUUACUCUGACGUAUUUGCUAGUAUUUUGAACACUCGUGCGUUGAUUGUGGCUAAUAAUGCGACGGGAGUCCGUGCAGAAGACGGUUUGCUGUGGUUCGAUAAUAUGACCAUCUACUUGGACUUGUUAAAUGACGUCAAGACAAACAUUUAUGACAAUAUCCUUAUCGAGUUGAACAACAUUAUUCAGCAGGCUAAAGCGUCGGUAAUCCUCGCGGCGGUCAUCUUAGUUGCAGUGCUAACAAUCUUGCCGAUACUUGUUAUCUUCACACAUCGUAUGGUCGCGAAUAUCCAAAACUACGCCUCAAAACUCUCUAGCAAAACAAAUGAACUUGAAGUAGAAAAACGGCGCACCGAGUCUCUUUUAUAUCAAAUGCUACCAAAAAGUGUGGCAAUUCAACUGAAAUCGAACCAGCCAGUGAAAGCUGAAGUAUUCGACAGUGUAACAAUAUUCUUCAGUGACAUCGUCGAUUUCACCUCACUGGCAGCAUCUUCUCAGCCGAUGCAGGUUGUUGAUCUUCUCAACGCCUUGUACUUGCAUUUCGAUGCGCAAAUAGAUCACUACGAUGUUUACAAAAUAGAAACUAUCGGCGACGCGUAUAUGGUCGUCAGUGGCAUGCCACUCAGAAAUAACGAUCGCCAUGUAGGUGAAAUUGCCUCAUUAUCUCUGAAUCUGAUGGCUGACAUGGACGUUUUCCGAGUCCCACACAAACCUCAAUACAAACUGAAACUGAGAAUAGGUAUCCAUACGGGUCCAUGUGCAGCUGGUGUAGUAGGAUCGAAAAUGCCUCGAUACUGCCUAUUUGGAGAUACUGUGAAUACAGCGUCCAGGAUGGAGUCAUCAAGCUUACCGUGUAAAAUACACAUAAGUCAAGACACCAAAGAUGCAUUGGAUAAAUUAGAAGAUAUCUGUUUUAUCAACGAACCCAGAGGUAUUUUGAAUAUCAAGGGCAAAGGUGCAAUGUGGACAUAUUGGCUAACUGGUGACAUUCGCCGGAGACCACCUGAAUACGAGAACGUCAACUGA
Molecule: messenger RNA, 1815 nt
Organism: Saccoglossus kowalevskii
Lineage: Eukaryota; Metazoa; Hemichordata; Enteropneusta; Harrimaniidae
Biological process (GO): intracellular signal transduction; cGMP biosynthetic process; receptor guanylyl cyclase signaling pathway
Cellular component (GO): plasma membrane
Molecular function (GO): guanylate cyclase activity; adenylate cyclase activity; peptide receptor activity
Source: RefSeq, a predicted model, not a curated record